Molecule: messenger RNA, 1219 nt
Organism: Ipomoea nil (Japanese morning glory)
Lineage: Eukaryota; Viridiplantae; Streptophyta; Magnoliopsida; Solanales; Convolvulaceae
Exons: 2
Coding region: 118-1089 (323 amino acids)
Source: RefSeq, a predicted model, not a curated record
UUCAAUACCGUCCUAACAUCAACUCUUAUUACUCUCUCUACCACUCUAACCCCACUGAAACUUGUGCAUAUAUAUAUAUGCGCUCAUAUAUUGACAGUGAGUCUGAGUUGAGAGGCGAUGAAGAUGAUGAAGGGUUCAACGAAGCCAGUUUCAAGCCCCAGUAGAGCCCAGAAGUUUCCGCCGCCAUUGAUGAGGUUUCUGAGGAGCAAUGCCGGGAGCAAGAGCAAAGGGAGGUCGCGCUCACGCUCGUUGUUCAUGCGUAGGAAGAACACGGCGGCCGGCGUUGAGAUUUCCCAGGAGCCAUCUUCUCCCAAGGUCACUUGCAUAGGCCAAGUCCGGGUCAGAAGAUCCACCAAGUCCGCCGGAGGCGGCGUCAAACGCUCCGAGUCUCGCCGGAAAAAAAGUUCGCCCCCCUCCUCCUCCGAUCAACUCCCCUGUUGUUGGGCCCGCAAGACUCUGUUUUGCCAUGGAUUCUCGAAGAAACUCUGCAAACCCAGACCACUCCCCUCCUUGUUACGCCAAUGUGGACGGUUUUUCGGGUUCGGGUCUUGCAGGCGAGCCCACACCGCCGGUUCUCCGGCGGAGGAGAGCAGUGGCAGUGAAGAAAAUGGUGUAAAAAUCGAAGCUUUAGUCCAAGAAGAUAACAACAAUUUUCUUGGAUCUUCAUCUUCACCACCCAAGAAUGCUUUGCUUUUAACCCGGUGUAGAUCUGCUCCAUAUAGAUCUUCAUCGCUGGCUUGUAGGUUCUGGGGUUCGCCAUUAAAGCCCCCCACACAAACAGAUGAUUCCGGGAUUGAAUCCAAGCAUUUGCCUCAAACAUUACUACUACUCAUCCAAGAAAAGCCCACUUCUUCACCAGAUUGUGGAAACGCAGAAGCUCUGGAAUCAGGGAGGAGCCAAGAAAGUGAAGAUUUUGGGAGCUCAAAUGGUGAAAAAUGCAGAGAAGAAAGUCCUCAAGAACCCAGUAAUAAAGUCCACCCAUUGUUGCUCACAAGGUGCAAAUCUGAACCAGCAAGAACAGGGGAAAGACUCGUUCCAGAUGCUGGUUUCUGGAAACUAAGAAGAUUUGCAGAGCCCCAGCUUCAUUGAUAGACAUCACAAUUAUGAAUUACUUUUUGUUUAUAUUUACUGGGUAUAAUAUUUCUGUACUAAUUUUGUUUACCCAAAAUCUUAAAGAAAAAAUACAGUAAUAAUCAAGUCAGAUAAUAUGUUAAGAUUC